Messenger RNA from Haliotis rubra (blacklip abalone), 2865 nucleotides. RefSeq names its product alanine aminotransferase 2-like. The transcript has 13 exons. Gene Ontology annotation, biological process: biosynthetic process. NCBI's taxonomy places the organism in Eukaryota, Metazoa, Mollusca, Gastropoda, Lepetellida, Haliotidae. The coding region runs from base 88 to 1620 and encodes 510 amino acids. Gene Ontology annotation, molecular function: pyridoxal phosphate binding; L-alanine:2-oxoglutarate transaminase activity. The record is from RefSeq and is a predicted model, not a curated record.
CUUCACCCCUGCUAUUUAUGUCCGACAGGGUUUCUGAAAGUCGUUCUCACAGUUCGCCCUGCCUUUAAGUCAAAUUGAAAUUCGAAAAUGUUUCGGACGGCUGAGAGACGCAUUGAGAACGCAGCAAGACGCGUAGGAUGCCUUGCUCUCAGAGGAAAGACGGGAGAGAAGAUGUGCACGAGAGGGAAGGUGUUGACAGUCGCAAAUAUGAACCCUUUCGUUAAAACGAUGGAGUAUGCUGUUCGCGGUCCCAUCGUGAUCAGAGCUGGCGAAAUAGAACAGGAGCUGGCAAAGGGUGUAAAGAAGUCUUUCCCUGAUGUCAUCAGAGCCAAUAUUGGUGACUGUCAUGCUGUCGGACAACGCCCCUUGACCUUCAUCAGACAGGUGUCGGCUCUGUGCACCUACCCUGAACUUCUGAAUGAUCCAAAAAUGCCAUCAGAUGCCAAGCAGAGAGCAAGCAGGAUACUGAAGGCUUGUGGAGGAGAGAGCAUAGGAGCCUACAGUGACAGUGCUGGUGUGAGGGUGAUCCGUGAGGAUGUUGCCAAAUACAUUGCCGCCCGUGAUGGACACCCAUCCAGCCCUGAUGACAUCUUCCUCAGCACGGGGGCCAGUGAUGGAAUAAAGAAUGUCAUGAAACUGGCAAUGACGGGAGAGACUGGGAACAAACGUGCGGGAGUGAUGAUUCCGAUUCCUCAGUACCCAUUGUACACUGCAACUAUAGCUGAAUACAACGCUCACCCGAUUGGCUACUUCCUGGAUGAGGACAACGGCUGGACGCUGGACAUUAAUGAGUUGAAGAGGUCCAUCUCUGAGGCCAGGGCACAGUGUCAGCCUCGGGCCAUCGUCAUCAUCAACCCUGGCAACCCAACAGGCCAGGUGCUAACGAGGAAGAACAUUGAAGACAUCAUCAAGUUUGCCAAGGAGGAGAACCUACUGCUGAUGGCUGAUGAGGUGUAUCAGCACAAUGUCUACGCUGCGAACUCAGAGUUCCACAGCUUCAAGAAGGUGUUAAUGGAGAUGGGGUCGUCAUACAGCGACAUGGAGAUGGCGUCGUUCAUGUCCACGUCUAAAGGAUACAUGGGAGAAUGUGGAUUUCGAGGAGGAUAUUCAGAGGUCAUUAACCUUGACCCUGAUGUGAAGGCAAUGUUAGUGAAGUCAAUCUCGGCAAAACUCUGUUCCUCUGUGUCAGGCCAGGCUGUGAUGGAUGUCGUGGUCAACCCACCACAGCCCGGUGAACCAUCAUACGAGCUCUUUAACAAGGAAAAGACUGAGGUCCUGAGUCAACUUGCGGAGAAAGCCAAGAUGGUGACCAAUACCUUCAACUCCAUGGAAGGUAUACGUUGUAACGAGGUGCAGGGAGCCAUGUACGCUUUCCCGCGGAUCACACUUCCACAGAAGGCCAUCCAGGCCGCCAAGGUAGGCCACCACUGCCCGGAUGCCUUCUACUGCUUCAGUCUGCUGGAGGACACUGGGAUAUGUGUGGUGCCAGGAAGCGGCUUUGGACAGCUGCCAGGGACAUUCCACUUCAGAACCACCAUUCUUCCUCCUGUUGCCAAGCUGGGCGAGAUGAUGGACAGGUUUCGGGAAUUCCACGACAAGUUCCUGUCCAAGUAUUCCUAGGUCACUCUCACAGAUAGAAUGGACAGACACAGACAACCUGAACAGACAGACAUAAACAGUCAGACAACAGACAGUAUGAUUCCACAGUACCUUCCUCUAAGUAUUCCUAGAUCAUGCUCAUACACUGCCGCUGAUGUUGACACAGACACAGAAACAGUCACAGUCACAGACAGUCACAGACAGAGUCAGUCACAGACACAGACACAGCACCAUACAGACUGAAUGCUUCCUCAACAGAUUCAAAGUUAAACUACAUUAAUCUACAUAAUACUUCAAUACAUCUCCUUCGUUUAUUGAAACAUCACUCUCACAGACACACAGACAUACAUGUCAGAGAGGCAGACACAGAUCACAGACUGAGAGGCGGACGCAGACAGACCGACCACAGAUAAUUUGUUUUAGAAUGCAGUGCAGCUGGAUGAAGAGUUAUGAAGUUUCUGGAGUUGAGAAUCUCACACUGGGGCUGGACCCAUGUUACAGAGUGCUUCACACCAGGAAGUAUAGUGUAGGUACCGUAAGUGCUGGAGUCACAUACACAAGACAUAACUGGCUGAACAAGUCUUGGACAUCCAAACAGCUCCGCAGUGCACUGUAUAGGAGAUGUCUAGGGGUUCACAGAUGUUAUGAAAUUAUGUCUGAAGAUUUGAAACAUUGUUUUACACAAUAAAUGUGUGUCCCAAAGUGAUUGCAUACACAAUAAUAUUCUUUGAACUAAAUUCUUGAUGAGAAUUUAUAAAGGCCUUUUAAUUGAAAUGUAAACACUUGAAAUUAGGUAUUGGGUGUUCCCUGACUUCGUUAGUUGAGGUAAAAUCUUAUUACGUGCACCCUUUUAUUGAUUCAUGUUUUAAUUCUGUGUCAAGUUUCAACUGUAAUAUUUUGCAUAUUUUACAAGAAUCUGGCCUGAUAACUAAAUUAAUUAGCAUUACAUACAAUACAUAGUAUAUUGUUGGUGAGGUAUACUUUGAUGUGUGAUGUGUGGUAUAUUGUUGAUGUUAAUUGGAUAUACUUUGAUGUGUGAUAUAUCAUAUAUAUCCUACUGGAUGAGUAGGAGGGAUAUAUCCUUGUGGUUAUGUUGAAAUGCAAUGUAUGGGAAGGAUUUAAAAUAUAACAUUGCUUCACAUGAAGUGGAAUUUAGGAAGUGGUGCAGAUGGGUCAUCUCCGUUCUGAUAAUCGAGCAAUAAAACAGUCUUCAGAAGUAGAAUGCCAGUAUUUUUCCAAAGAAUGAAUCCUAUUUGUUAGCCAAAA